Psammomys obesus (fat sand rat) is the source of this 3922-nucleotide messenger RNA. It is a transcript of the gene Arhgap45, whose product is annotated as Rho GTPase activating protein 45. The coding region runs from base 114 to 3461 and encodes 1115 amino acids. Gene Ontology annotation, cellular component: membrane. NCBI's taxonomy places the organism in Eukaryota, Metazoa, Chordata, Mammalia, Rodentia, Muridae. The transcript has 23 exons. Gene Ontology annotation, biological process: activation of GTPase activity; signal transduction. The record is from RefSeq and is a predicted model, not a curated record. Gene Ontology annotation, molecular function: GTPase activator activity.
GGGGGUGGCUCUGAACAAUGUGGUCCAGAGACAGCCAGCACCAGGAGCCACAGGGCUGAGACCCCCCCCAGGCCUGCCUGUCCUCAUCGAGGGCCAAGGGGACUGGCUCCACCAUGUUCUCCAGGAAGAAACGGGAGCUUAUGAAAACUCCCUCUAUUUCCAAAAAGAACCGCGCGGGAAGCCCCAACCCGCAGGCCUCCUCAGUGGAACUGCCCAGGAAGGAGUGUACAGAGGCUGCUGGCCUAGAGCCACCAGCCACGUCCCUGUCCGCGGGCACCAAGACCACAGGCACACUCAAAAGGCCCACCAGCCUGAGCCGCCAUGCCAGCGCCGCCGGCUUCCCGCUCUCAGGGGCUGCCACCUGGACCCUGGGCCGUGGGUACCGAAGCCCCCUGUCUGCAGCCAGCCCUGCAGAGGUGCCCGGUGAGGGACCUUUCCCUGAGGGGGUAGAAGACAUCUCCACCCUGCUGGCCGAUGUGGCCCGCUUUGCAGAGGGCUUGGAAAAGCUCAAGGAGUUCGUGCUGUGUGACGACCUCCUGGAGGCCCGCCGGCCACUGGCCCACGAGUGCCUGGGCGAAGCUCUGCGCGUGAUGCACCAGGUCAUCUCCAAAUACCCACUCCUGAACACCGUGGAGACCCUCACAGCCGCCGGCACGCUCAUUGCCAAGGUCAAAGCCUUUCAUUAUGAGAGCAACAACGAGGCAGAUAAGAGGGAGUUUGAGAAGGCUCUGGAGACCAUCGCUGUGUCCUUCAGCUGCACCGUGUCUGAGUUUCUUCUGGGUGAAGCAGACAGCAGCACCCUCCUGGCCGUCCCCCCCGGGGACCCCAGCCAGGCCAUGGAGAACCUCUAUGGCGCCGGCGAGGGGUCCCCACCCAGCGUGGACGAGUGCGAGGAAGGCUGCCUGUCCCCCGAGGCGGUGGACAUGCUCCUCCAGCGCUGCGAGGGGGGCGUGGACGCCGCGCUGCAGUACGCAAAGGACAUGGCCAGGUACAUGAAGGACCUCAUCAGCUACCUGGAGAAGCGGACCACUCUGGAGAUGGAAUUCGCCAAAGGCCUGCAGAAGGUUGUCCACAAUUGCAGACAGAGCAUCAUGCACGAGCCCCACAUGCCGCUGCUGUCCAUCUACUCACUGGCCCUGGAACAGGACCUGGAGUUCGGCCACGGCAUGGUGCAGGCGGCGGGGACGCUGCAGACCCAGACCUUCGUGCAGCCCCUGACCCUGAGGCGGCUGGAGCAUGAGAGACGCAGGAAGGAGAUCAAAGAGUCCUGGCAUCGCGCGCAGAGGAAGCUGCAAGAGGCAGAGGCCAAUCUGCGCAAGGCCAAGCAGGGCUACAAACAGCGCUGUGAAGACCACGACAAGGCCCGGCUACAGGUGGCCAAAGCCGAGGAGGAACAACAGGGCGGGACGCCAGGAGCAGGGACCACUGCCUCUAAGGCGCUGGACAAGAGGCGGAGGCUGGAGGAAGAGGCCAAAAACAAGGCUGAGGAGGCCAUGGCCACUUACCGCACCUGCGUGGCAGACGCAAAGACACAGAAGCAGGAGCUGGAGGACACGAAGGUGACGGCGCUGCGGCAGAUCCAGGAGGUCAUCAGACAGAGUGAUCAGACCAUCAAGUCGGCCACCAUCUCCUACUACCAGCUGAUGCACAUGCAGACGGCGCCGCUGCCGGUGAACUUCCAGAUGCUGUGCGAGAGCAGCAAGCUGUACGACCCGGGCCAGCAGUACGCGUCGCACGUGCGCCAGCUGCAGCGAGGCGAGGAGCCGGACGUGCGCUACGACUUCGAGCCUCACGUCUCCGCCAACGCGUGGUCCCCGAUCAUGCGGACACGGAAGGGCAGCUUCAGCCCCGGGGAUGCUGCGGCAUCCGACGCCGCCGGCAGUGCCCCCGAGGAAGGUGGCGCCUCUGAGGGGGCUCCCGGCAAGGACCACCGGGGGGGACGUGGUCACCAGGUUCAUAAGUCCUGGCCCAUCAGCAUCGCAGACGCCGAGGUCGGCCUGGACGCCAGCGCAGGGGACUUGAAGAAGUUCGAUCGGACAUCGUCCAGCGGGACCGUGUCGUCCAGCGAGGAGCUGGUGGAGCGGGAGGCUGGCUUGGGGGCCCCCGCCUUCGAGUCAGCUGACCUCAACGGCAUGGACCCCGACUUACCCGUGGCCGUGCCCAGUGGGCCCUUCCGCCAUGUGGGGCUGUCCAAGGCCGCCCGCACACACCGGCUCCGCAAGCUGCGCACGCCUGCCAAGUGCCGGGAGUGUAACAGCUACGUGUACUUCCAGGGCGCCGAGUGCGAGGAGUGCUGUCUGGCUUGUCACAAAAAGUGCUUGGAGACCCUGGCCAUCCAGUGUGGCCACAAGAAGCUUCAGGGCCGCCUGCAGCUCUUCGGACAGGACUUCAGCCACGCGGCCCGCGGCACCCCCGACGGCGUGCCCUUCAUUGUCAAAAAGUGUGUCUGCGAGAUUGAGCGGCGGGCACUGCACACCAAGGGCAUCUACCGCGUCAACGGCGUGAAAACGCGCGUGGAGAAGCUCUGCCAGGCCUUUGAGAAUGGCAAAGAGCUGGUGGAGCUGUCGCAGGCCUCCCCCCACGACAUCAGCAACGUCCUAAAGCUCUACCUGCGGCAGCUGCCGGAGCCGCUCAUCUCCUUUCGCUUCUACCACGAGCUGGUGGGACUAGCCAAGGACAGCCUGAAGGCCGAGGCCGAGGCCAAGGCUGCGAGCCGGGGCCGGCAGGAUGGGGCGGAGAGCGAGGCUGCAACCUUGACCAUGGCGGGCCGCCUGCGUGAGCUCAUGCGGGACCUGCCGGCUGAAAACCGGGCCACGCUGCUGUACCUGCUGAGGCACCUGCGAAGGAUCGUGGAGGUGGAGCAGGAUAAUAAGAUGACCCCUGGGAAUCUGGGCAUCGUCUUUGGGCCCACACUGCUGCGGCCUCGGCCCACCGAGGCCACUGUGUCCCUCUCCUCCCUGGUGGACUACCCCCACCAGGCCCGUGUCAUUGAAACCCUGAUCGUCCACUAUGGCCUGGUCUUUGGGGAGGAGCCGGAGGAGUCACCUGGCAGCCAGGAGGGGGUGUCCGCCCAGUGUGCCCAGCUGGAGACCACUGAAGGCACUGUCAGCCCCCUGCAGGAGGAGGCAGAGGAUGGAGGCCAAGAAUCCCGAGUGGCGUCCAAUGACUCAGACUCCGAGCUGGAAGAAGCCUCUGACCCCCUGUCUUCCUCCGACGCCAGCGCUCUGCACCGCUUCAGUUUCCUGGAGCAGACGGAGGCAGGCCUGGAGGAAGGUCCCCAGAGCCGCAGUGGCAGUGAGGAGCAGCUGGAGGGUGAGGAGGGAGACCCGGGCCAGCAGCUGUGUGCCUUCAACAGCAACCAGUCCAACAACACAGCACGGGCCCCUCUGCCCACCAUGCACCUCCAAGGCGGGCAGAUCACGGGUGGCACCAGUCAGGAGCGACGGCCGCAGUUCGUCUGACCUGGUGCUGAAGACCAUCAGCCCACUGCCAGCCACUCUGAGGGACACUAAGGGCCCCUUGACUUGGGGAUUUUCCCACAGUGCUGAGAAAGAACCUCAAGGAGCUCAGGGGCCCCUGGCCUCGCAGGGAGUGGCCUGACUCAAUUGGACUUGGCCGGAGUAGGUACAGCGGCUGGAUUCCCGUGGUCCCCAUCAUUCCAGGAUGCCAGGCGCACCCCUGCCUAGAUGUGUCUGGGCGGGUGUAGCGUUGGGGUUAGAAGCCAGUCAGGAUGCCGUGUAGUGGGUGCAGCCUGGCAUCUGUGUGUGGAGCUGGGGCAGCUCUGGUGUGGAGCCUUGCAGGAGGCUGGGCGGGGACAAGCAGGUUGGGAGCGCCCAGUAGGCCUCUCCCAAGGUGCAGUGGAGGACUUUCACCCAUGCACCCUGUUUUGCUUGGAAUAAAUUUCUUACCCGACUGAGCUACA